This is a messenger RNA of Fundulus heteroclitus (mummichog), 1145 nucleotides long. RefSeq names its product intestine-specific homeobox. Gene Ontology annotation, molecular function: RNA polymerase II transcription regulatory region sequence-specific DNA binding; DNA-binding transcription factor activity, RNA polymerase II-specific. Gene Ontology annotation, biological process: regulation of transcription by RNA polymerase II. The record is from RefSeq and is a predicted model, not a curated record. Lineage: Eukaryota; Metazoa; Chordata; Actinopteri; Cyprinodontiformes; Fundulidae. Bases 281 to 928 code for a protein of 215 amino acids. The transcript is spliced from 5 exons.
GAGAGCUGUCACUAAUCGGUUGCAAGAAGUGCAUGCAGAUUAUUGAAGUUUUCCUGGAAAAGUUCUGUUGUGCACUGAUGCUCCACCUCCAUAACGACCAUGUGAUGCAGGUCCAGCAUAGACUGCCAGUGGAGGGAGGAGACCACAUCGUCUGCUUCUAACUGGGAGAAUACUGGAGAAUGUGAUUACCCUCAGAGGUCCUAAUACAAGGAAAAGACUGACAGAAGACAUAUUUCUGAUCACUGCAUUACCUGCACUUCUCACCCCAAAGGGACAAAUAAUGACACGCUUACUGAUGAUGGGAGACAAGCUGCUGGACAUGUGGACAAGAGAAGACAGAGAAGAACGUUUCAGUGUGGAUGGAGACAGGGAAGCACAGCAGCACAGAAACAUUUCCCAUUCAAUUGACGAAAUUCUACGAAGACCGACGCGCGUCAGAAAAGAGGAAAGAGUUUAUCGAGACUGGUCUGUUAUUAAAGAAAACAGUCAUGUGCACAACCAGCAUCCGUGUACAGGUUCCCCACAGAAAAGACCUAAAGAGUUUCCCAAACCUGCCUCAGAACAUAAAAGUCAGAAGAGGAAAAGGCAAACCAGGGUGACGUUCACCCCGUUCCAGGUGCAGGAGCUGGAGAAGGUUUUCCAGGAGACUCACUAUCCAGACGUCAACCUGAGGGACGCGUUAGCCUCCCGCCUGCAGCUCACUGAGGGGCGAAUACAGAUUUGGUUCCAGAAUCGCAGAGCCAAGUGGAGAAAGACUGAAACACUAAAGGAAAUGGAGAUGGUGACCAGGCGGCACAUGCGUUUAACCAGCCAUCCCCUGCUUUAUUACGAGGAACCGCCUCUUGAAUCGAUGUGCUGGCUGUCGUGCUGGACACCUGAACCGGUGCCAUCGAGACUGUUCUUCAGAUCCAGGCCGAGGCAGCUGUGACCAGCACACUCCCACAGUCACAGGACUCUGCUCUGACACGUCCGGGACAGAACCAUAGAGCCCUGCAUUAUUUCUCACAGACUGACAGAAUCUUAAAAAUCACUUUUUUAUGUUAAAUGAGAAAAAUUAUGGUGCAUUAUGGAACCAGAAUCUCUCAAGUUUCACUUUAUUUCCCUGACAUUGUGUGCCGUGCAUGCAAAGUGAGAUAAAGCUGCAU